AAGUUGAAUACGUUGGUGCAGAAACUUCAUGACUUCCUGGCUCACUCAUCGGAAGAAUCUGAGGACGCAAACUCUCCUCCAGCAUUAUCGAAAAACAAAACCACAGGUAAGAAGAUGUUUUAUGGUUCUAUUUGCAAUGUACCUUCAAUGGAGAACAGUAGAGAAGAGGGCAAUAGUUCUUCAGAAAGAACCAAAUCCACAGGAUCAUCGCGUUCAAAAAGGAAACCUACAGUUGUAACAAAAUACGUUGGAUCAGACGAGGAACAAAUCUUAGAUGAAACCGUAAACGAAGAUAUUUCAAAUGAAAACUCCGAAAACGAUGUUGAUAUGCAAAGCUUACCUAAAGGUACAGUGGUUGUACAGCCUGAGCCAGUGCUGAAUGAAGACAAAGAUGAUUUUAAAGGGCCUGAAUUUAGAAGCAGAAAUACCGUUAAAAUGAAACCUGAAGCUCCCAAAAAGCGUGGAGAGGAAGGACUACAUGGAAUUGUAAGCUGUACAGCUUGUGGGCAACAGGUGAACCACUUUCAAAAGGAUUCAAUCUAUAGACAUCCUACACUGAAAGUUCUUAUUUGUAAGACUUGCUACAAGUAUUACAUGAGUGAUGACAUUAGCCGUGAUUCAGAUGGGAUGGACGAACAGUGUAGGUGGUGUGCUGAAGGUGGAAAUUUGAUUUGCUGUGACUUUUGCCAUAACGCCUUCUGUAAAAAGUGCAUUUUGCGCAACCUGGGUCGAAAGGAGCUAUCGACUAUACUGGAUGAAAAUAACCAGUGGCACUGCUAUAUUUGCCAUCCAGAGCCUUUGUUGGACUUAGUCACUGCAUGUGACAGCGUCUUUGAAAACUUAGAACAAUUGCUGCAACAAAACAAAAAGAAGAUCAGAGUUGAAAGCGAAAAAAGUAAAAUAUAUGACCAUACAGUCAAGUUUUCUCCAAAGAGAAAUAGUUCAAACUGUAAUGGCGAAGAAAAAAAACUAGAUGAUUCAUAUUCAGGUUCAAUAACAUAUUCUUAUAAAGCACUAAUGGUGCCAAAAGACUUGCUUAAGAAAACAAAAAAGCUGGUUGAAACUACAGCAAAUUUGAAUUCUAGAUUUGUAAGCUUUUUGAAAAAUGCAUCAGAAAAUGUAGAAAUAAGCCCAGCCGUGCAACUUUGUCAGCUAAAAGCUUUUAAAUCGGUCUUGAGUGACAUGAAAAAAACUCAUCAGGCACUAGAAGAAGGUCUGAACCUGGAAUUUCAAGCUUUGAAUGUUAAAAUCAAAGAUAAAAAUACCAAAGAGAAAAAACCUGAUAUCAGAUCAGAAAAAAAUGAGGAGACGAAAGACGAAGGAAAGGAAAACACGUCGUUGAAAGAGGAGAACACCGUAAAGACACCGAAGAAAGUUGCAUCAGAACAGCCUGAUGGCGAGCCCAUGGAUCAAAGUGUGCCGGCAGCGGAACAAGGGGACACCAAGCGUGCUUCUGGGGAAGACAAAAAGUCUGGUAGAAAUGAAGAACCUCAGUAUGAGCCUAAUAGUACAGAGGCUUUAGACAUGGAUAUCGUGUCCAUUCCCUCAUCUGUUCCUGAAGAUAUUUUUGAGACUCUCGAAUCUGCUAUGGAAAUUCAGGCUGCGUCAGACGAGCAAGAUGGUGGAAAUACAGGGACAGAGCACGAGACUCCAAAUUCAAAUGCAAAAUCCAACGCUCCUGGGAGAGAUACCAAAGGUGGCACCAAGUUAAAGUCGUCGGCGAAAGGCACAAAAGAAUUGGUUGUAAAAUUGACUCCUGUUUCUCUUUCAGAGCCCACAGUUAAAGCUGAAGAUCCAGACAGCAGUGUAGCAAAAGGAAGUAAGGAUGAGGGUGUAACACCUAAAGCAGAAAACUGUGAUUCUGCAAAACAAAAUCAUAAUUCUGCCAGUGAACCUUCCACAGAGAACGAGACUGUUUCUCCUGUGGAGGAAUCUGAUCUCAGGAGGUCGCCACGUGUGAAGACCACACCUCUGCGGCGCCCGACAGACAUCAGCCCUUUAACAUCCAAUUCGGAAGAAGAGAGCAAUGACACGUGUAGUGAAAAACGGAAGAGAAAACCGUCAAAACUACCAAGGAGGAAAAAUGAUAAAAGAAAUUCUUCUGACAGUACCGUUGAUGGUCCUAGCCCUAAUAAACUUUCUAAAUCAAAAAAGCCAUAUCUGUUAGAUAAUAGCUCCGAUUCUGAUGAGAUGCCGGCCGUUCUUAAAGAAGUAGCUAUGAUGAGUCACAGUUCUUCAGAUAUUGAUAGCAAUAGCGAAGCCCCAACGAACGAUCAGAAGACUUCAAAGUUUCACAAGAAUCAGCCAGUAAAGGAUGAAAACGGAAAACGGAAACGGAAGAGUUCCAGUUCUGGUUCCGAUUUAGACGCUAAAAGAGGCAAAUCAGCCAAAAGUUCCACUGCCGCUAAAAAGAAACGACAAAACUAUUCCGAUUCUUCCAACUACGAUUCUGAGCUAGAAAAAGAAAUAAAAAUUUUGAGUAAGAUUGAGUCUGCAAAAAAAGCUAAGACGAAAUACUCACGGAAAGAAGAUAGUUACGAUUCCUCUGAAGAAGAGCAGAGGAAAAAAGCGAGUAGUAAGAGAAAGAGAAAUUUGAGGAAACAGAGGGAGAAAUCUUCGGAAGGUGAUGAAGCUGAAAAGUCUUCUGCAGAGAAGGAGGUUAAUGAUUCUUCUAAAGAUAAAAAAAAUGAGAAGGGGGCAGCUGCUAAGGAAAAGAUAAACAGAGAAUCAAAAGAAAAAACUGUGAAGGGAAAGCAGGAGGAGUCUUCUGAUGUUGAGAAGGCUUUACCGGAGAAAGAGGAGAGUGCUCCUAAAGAUGUGAGGCCGACUGAAGUUAAGAGGAGCAAGGAUUUGAAAAAGAAAAAGGCACAGGAAGAUUCUUCUUCAGAGAGCACUGAAAAAUCUGCAAAGAAGGACAAAGCGAAGAAAUCUGAAAAAUCGAAAAGGAAAAGCUACAAGAAGGAGCAAGAUGAUUCCUCUUCUGACGUCGAGAAGUCCUCUCCAGAGAAAGGAAGUUGCAAUUCGUCCGAGAAUGACAAAACGAAGAAAGAACCGGUGCUUAAAGAAAAGGAAAGGAGGAGUUUGAGAGAGAGAGUGUCUAAAAGAGUACAACUUGAUUUAUCCUCAGAUGCUGAGAAAUCUCCCCUAAAAGAGGAGAGCUCUUCGGAAGACGCUGUGCCACAUAAAAAAAAACCUGACGCUAAAGAAAAGAAAAAACUAAGUCUCAAAAAGAAGAUUUCCAAGAAGGAACAGAAUGACUCAUUGUCGUCUUCUGAUGAGGAGUCCUAUGAGGACAGCAAGAAAAAGGUGAAAAGAGGGACAGUGAAAGACGGUAAAAAGAGUAACUUACAGAAAGCGUCAAAAAAGGUGGUUGUCACUUCCUCUUCCUCAUCUGAUAAGGAAGAAAACGAUGAACAGAACUCGACGGGUGAUGGAAGCAGCGAUGAGCAGAAAAUUAAGCCAGUGACUGAAAACUUAAUGCUGUCAGCUGGCACAGGAUUUUGUCAGUCAUCAGGUGGAGAGACUAAAUCAAGGACUGUUCCAAUGGAGGAGGAGGAAGAUGAUGAUGAUGACGAUCCUGAGAAUAGAAUUGCCAAGAAAAUGCUUUUAGAAGAAAUCAAAGCCAAUCUUUCCUCUGAUGAGGAUGCAUCUUCAGAUGAAGAAUCGGAUGAAAGAAAAAAGAAAACUGGAAAGCAAAAUGAAAACGCGGGAGAUGAUGAGAAUGAAAAAGAAGAUAAUUCUGAAUCUGAUUCAGAGGAAGAGGAAUCCAAGAAGCCUAGAUACAGACACAGGCUGCUGAGGCACAAGCUGACAGUGAGUGACGGAGAAUCUGCUGAAGAAAAAAAGGUGAAACCGAAAGACAAAAAAGAAGGGAAGCGCAGAAAUAGAAGGAAAGUGAGCAGUGACGAUUCAAAUGACUCCGAGUUUCAUGAAUCUGCAGUGAGUGAGGAAGUCAGCGAGUCUGAAGAUGACCAGCGUCCAAGAACAAGAUCUGCCAAGAAAGCUGAGGCGGAAGAAAACCAGCGCAGUUACAAACAGAAAAAGAAACGAAGGCGUAUAAAGGUUCAAGAGGAUUCUUCCAGUGAAAACAACAAUAAGAGUAAUUCUGAGGAUGAGGACAAUGAUGACUCAAAAUCUCCUGGAAAAGGCAGGAAGAAAAUAAGGAAAAUAAUUAAAGAUGAUAAGCUUAGAACAGAAACACAGAAUGCACUUAAAGAAGAAGAGGAAAGAAGAAAACGUAUAGCAGAAAGAGAACGGGAGAGGGACAAAUUGAGAGAGGUGAUAGAGAUAGAAGAUGCUUCACCUCUGAAAUGUCCCAUUACAACUAAGCUGGUUUUAGAUGAAGAUGAAGAAACCAAAGAACCGUUAGUGCAGGUUCACAGGAGUAUAGUUACCCGACUGAAACCACACCAAGUAGAUGGUGUUCAGUUCAUGUGGGAUUGCUGUUGUGAAUCCGUAAAAAAAACAAAGUCAUCUCCUGGCUCUGGAUGCAUUCUUGCUCACUGUAUGGGUCUGGGGAAAACGUUACAGGUAGUAAGUUUUCUUCACACAGUCUUGCUCUGUGACAAGCUGGAUUUUCGGACAGCUCUGGUAGUGUGUCCACUGAACACGGCCUUGAACUGGUUGAAUGAGUUUGAAAAAUGGCAAGAAGGUCUAGAUGACGAUGAAAAACUAGAGGUCUGUGAACUAGCAACUGUGAAACGCCCUCAAGAGAGAAGCUAUAUGCUCCAGCGCUGGCAAGAUGAUGGAGGUGUGAUGAUAAUAGGCUACGAGAUGUAUCGUAAUCUUGCACAGGGCAGGAAUGUGAAGAGUAGAAAACUUAAAGAAAUAUUUAAUAAAGCUUUAGUUGAUCCAGGCCCCGACUUUGUUGUUUGUGAUGAAGGGCACAUACUAAAAAAUGAAGCAUCUGCUGUUUCUAAGGCAAUGAAUUCUAUUCGAUCGAGGAGAAGAAUAAUUCUUACAGGAACGCCGCUGCAGAACAAUCUUAUAGAAUAUCACUGCAUGGUUAACUUUAUUAAGGAGAAUUUGCUGGGUUCGAUUAAGGAAUUCCGAAAUCGAUUCAUAAACCCAAUUCAGAACGGUCAGUGCGCAGACUCCACGCUGGUAGAUGUCAGAGUAAUGAAGAAGCGCGCACAUAUUCUCUACGAGAUGUUAGCUGGGUGCGUUCAGAGGAAAGAUUACACUGCAUUAACGAAAUUCCUCCCGCCAAAAUACGAGUACGUUCUGGAAGUUCGAAUGACGCCGAUUCAGUGCAAACUCUACCAGUACUACCUGGAUCAUUUGACAGGUGUAGGUGGUGGCAACGAAGGUGGAAGAGGCAAAGCCGGAGCUAAACUAUUCCAGGAUUUCCAGAUGUUGAGCCGAAUCUGGACUCACCCUUGGUGUUUGCAGCUGGACUAUAUUAGCAAAGAAAAUAAGGGCUAUUUCGAUGAAGACAGUAUGGAUGACUUCAUAGCUUCAGAUUCCGAUGAAACUUCAAUGAGCUUAAGUUCUGAUGAUUAUGCAAAGAAAAAAAAAUCUAAGGGGAAAAAGGUGAAGAAAGAGUGCAGUUCAAGCGGAAGUGGCAGCGAUAACGAUGUUGAAGUCAUUAAAGUCUGGAAUUCUAGAUCUCGUGGAGGUGGAGAAGGAAAUGCAGACGACCUUGGCAACAACCCUCCAUCUGUUACGAAGUCCGAUGAAGGCAAAGCGACAUCCUCUUCCAAUCCUGGUAGCCCAGCGCCAGACUGGUACAAAGAUUUUGUCACAGAUGCAGACGCUGAAGUGUUGGAACAUUCUGGGAAGAUGGUGCUUCUCUUUGAAAUUCUUCGAAUGGCGGAGGAGCUUGGAGACAAAGUCCUAGUGUUCAGCCAGUCUCUGAUAUCUCUGGAUUUGAUAGAAGAUUUUCUGGAGCUGGCCAACAGGGAGAAAACUGACAAAGACAAAUCUUCUAUUUAUAAAGGUGAAGGGAAAUGGUUCAGAAACAUUGAUUACUAUCGCUUAGAUGGUUCAACUACAGCUCAGUCGAGAAAGAAAUGGGCUGAAGAAUUUAAUGACGAAACUAAUGUGAGAGGUCGCUUGUUUAUUAUAUCCACUAAGGCCGGGUCCCUCGGAAUUAAUCUCGUGGCUGCUAACAGAGUAAUCAUCUUUGAUGCUUCUUGGAACCCGUCGUACGACAUCCAGAGUAUUUUCAGGGUUUACCGCUUUGGGCAGAACAAACCUGUGUUUGUGUACAGGUUUUUAGCUCAGGGAACGAUGGAAGAUAAGAUCUACGAUCGGCAGGUAACGAAGCAGUCACUGUCUUUCCGGGUUGUCGACCAACAGCAAGUUGAACGUCAUUUUACCAUGAAUGAGCUCACGGAGCUCUACACUUUCGAGCCAGAUUUGCUGGAUGAUCCUAAUUCAGAAAAGAAAAAGAAGAGAGAUACGCCGAUGUUGCCAAAAGAUACGAUUCUGGCAGAAUUGCUUCAGAUCAAUAAAGAGUAUAUCGUUGGGUAUCAUGAACACGAUUCCCUCCUGGACCACAAGGAGGAAGAGGAGCUCACUGAAGAGGAAAGGAAGGCAGCCUGGGCAGAAUACGAAGCAGAAAAGAAGGGCUUGACGAUGCGUUUCAACAUGCCGACUGGGACCAAUAUGCUUCCCACCAAUUUCAACUCUCAGACGCCGUAUAUUCCUUUCAAUUUGGGAGCUCUCUCAGCGAUGAGUAAUCAGCAGCUGGAGGACCUUAUUAAUCAAGGAAGAGAGAAAGUUGUGGAAGCAACCAACAGUGUAACUGCAGCAAGAAUUCAGCCCCUUGAAGACAUCAUUUCAACCAUAUGGAAAGAAAACGUGACCCUCACGGAGAGCCAAGUGCAGGCCCUGGCGCUGAGCAGGCAGGCGAGCCAGGAGCUUGACGUCAAGCGCCGAGAAGCCAUCUACAACGACGUCCUCACUAAACAACAGAUGUUGAUCAGUUGCGUUCAGCGGAUCCUGAUGAACCGGCGGCUCCAGCAGCAGUACAACCAGCAGCAGCAGCAGCAGAUGUCGUACCAGCAAGCGGCGAUGAGUCACCUCAUGAUGCCAAAGCCUCCCAAUUUAAUCAUGAAUCCUUCCAACUACCAACAGAUAGAUAUGAGAGGAAUGUAUCAGUCCGUGUCGGGCGGGAUGCAGCCGCCACCCUUACAACGAGCGCCACCCCCAAUGAGAGGCAAAAAUCCAGGCCCUUCCCAAGGGAAAUCGAUGUGAUUUUGCACUAAAAGCCUAAAGGAUUGUUAAAAUCAGAGAAAGAACUUUUUAUUUUUUUAGGAAUCAAUGGCUUAACAGAACUCAACUGUAAAAA
Messenger RNA from Apaloderma vittatum (bar-tailed trogon), 7294 nucleotides. RefSeq names its product alpha thalassemia/mental retardation syndrome X-linked (gene ATRX). Bases 115 to 7200 code for a protein of 2361 amino acids. The record is from RefSeq and is a predicted model, not a curated record. Gene Ontology annotation, molecular function: ATP binding; ATP-dependent chromatin remodeler activity. Lineage: Eukaryota; Metazoa; Chordata; Aves; Trogoniformes; Trogonidae. The transcript has 35 exons.